Molecule: messenger RNA, 2280 nt
Organism: Dufourea novaeangliae
Lineage: Eukaryota; Metazoa; Arthropoda; Insecta; Hymenoptera; Halictidae
Exons: 6
Coding region: 1-2262 (753 amino acids)
Source: RefSeq, a predicted model, not a curated record
AUGAUUGGACUGGCCAGGUACUUGGUGCUGCUGCUGGCAGCAUCCGUCAUAAACAGUGCUUGGUGUCAUCAUCGUCAUCACGGUGUCCACGCGGACAUCAGGAAGAGAAAGGAUCAGGUGGAACAUGUGAGACGGUACGGGUCCAGGGAGGAUCUGAACGCGAUCACGUCGAUAGCUGAGAAAAACAGGAGAAACUUGAAUAUAGAUGAGACCAAGGAAAAGGUGCCUUAUAGCGAUAAGCGAUUGGAGAAAAUGCUGGAGAAGGCUAUCCUGAAGAUCAUCACUGGUGAUCUCAGCGCGGGUGAUAUCCUGCUGUUGAAGAGUCUGAACUACAGUCUGGAGGAGGUGCUGGCGAUACGUGAGAGGGAACUGGGAAAGAAGAUAGAGGAGGACACGAGGAAGAAGGAGAGCAUGAAGGCUUGGACCAAAUCGUUUUAUGGUGAAAACGAGGAAACGAAGGCUAGAUACUGGGACAAGAAUACAAUGGAUCAUUCGUCGCCGAGAAAUCCUGAUUACGAGGACACCAGGAACGAAGGUAAAAAGAACCGACACACGGAGAAGUCCUCGUACAAGGAUUUCGAUUUCGAUGCUUACAAUCGGCAAGCGGUACUCGAUUACGAGAAUCUGCCCACAAAUCUGGAGCUCCAGCCGUCCAAGUCCGAGAAAACAAGCCUGGACUACGAUGAGGCGGGCAAAGGUACAGAGGAGGACGGGAUCGCUCGUCGUGACUUUGACAGAGCAAUGGCGCCUCACGUGGUCUUCAAGAUCCGCCACGACGACUCCGAGUUCGACUCCAGCUCCGGGUCCGACGAGACUGGUAAAAAUCGCUCUAAGAGACCCAGGUACCAUGUCCCAUCGGCCUUGAAGCACACUACGUCGAGAAGUCUUGGGAACUCUGGCAAUUCCUUUCACGGUUCACCAAUGCCUGUAUUGUCUUCUUCUACUGUUACCGUGCCACUUCCUCUGGUUCCUGGGUUAAGUAGCUCGAAUAAUGUUCAGACCAACCAUCCGAGAAGUUAUCUUUAUCUCAGCACCACACCGUCGUCGGUGACAAGUAGCCAAAGUACGAUCAUUGAGUCCGAUGAGCUGUCGAACCCUGAAGAGGAGACGAAUGUUGUUGUUCACACCACCAAUUCGAACGAUGAGGUGAUAGUUCCGAAAGUCGAGGAGAAGCACAGCGGGAGCAAGAAGAUCAGUGAAUACGAGGGACUCGAGUGGGUCGAGGACGAUGUCUACAGGGUACUCCCCGAAUUCGUGGACUCCCUUGGCUUCGAGAACAGCGAGGACAACGAAACCGCGGAAUAUGAAGACACCAGCCGUGGUUCUCGACAGAAUUGGACCACGGAGGAGAACGAGAACGACACGUUGGAGUACCAGAACGACACGCCUGACUCGAUCAAGCUCUUCAUAGCCAACAACAACAUAUCCGCGGGCGAUCUUCCCUUGGCGAACCUGACCACCUAUCAGCAAGUGGCUAUAGCACAUCGUCGAGAAGGAAAGCUAACCUCAAGCUUCGACAGCCAAGGUGAAAAGGCCAUCGAGGACAUUAAAUCGCGAGUCUUGGCACUAACUGGAAGAUUAAACAAUAGCGGCAGCGCGAAUCAGGUUCAACGACAGAGGCUAACUAUGUUCUCGCCUAGCUGCCAAAUACCACGGAACACGGACCAGGACGCUUGGACGGAUCCGUUCACCAUGAACAUGCAUUUCCAGUUGAAUCUAACUUCCAGCGACCACGUGGUCGCUGCAAAAUUAAGGAUCUACAAACUACCGCAAGAGAACCUAACCUCCACGACGGGAACUACUUUCGAGGAGGAAGAGGAAGACGAGAAAAAGAUCAGAAUAUCGGUCUACUAUUACACGAAGUCCCUGAAGAAGCAUCGAUCGAAGAAACGUCUAAUGGAUUCGGUGGUGACACCGCUCACGUCGGAGGGAGCUCACUUGGCCUUAGAUGUUAGACAGUGUCUCCGAUUUUGGAGGCAAACCCCCCGGAAUCCUCACGGAAACGGAAAUAAUCACGGUUUGGUGGUCCUAGUGGAGGACCAAGAUGGUCGGCCGUUAAAACCGAGUCUGUACAUUCAGCAACAAUCAUGCGCGGACCAAGCCACGGAUCAGAAGGCAUACCAGCGCGUACCUGCACUUUUCUUCCGAGCCUGUACUCGUUAUGUUCGUAUCGUAAACGGCGAAACAGUGACGUACGUAAACUGUAGGCACAAGACCGCCGAGAAACAUAACGGUGAAAAGGGACGAUCGUUAUUAACGUAAUUUAUUCGAAAAAACAAC